AUGUUGGCCACACCAAUCCCGCAAUACGUGGAUGCGCGACAUCUGUGUAGAAUGGAAGACAAAACACAGUAUAUCUUCGCACUCUUGGGCCUCUUGGCUUCGCUCUACUUCAUAUAUUGGAAAGCUGACCCGCUGUACAAUAUCCCAGCAAUCGGCCCGUCAGCACCUAUCUUGUCAUACCUAGGCGCUUAUAGGUACUACUAUCAUGGCCGGCAGGUCCUCCGAGAGGGCUACCGCAAGUACAAGGUCUUUCGAGUCCCCAUGCUCGACCGGUGGGUGGUCGUUGUAAGCGGUGCCGACAUGAACGAGGAGCUCCGCAAAUUGCCUGACACACAUGUCUCCCUUGCCCAAGCUGUGAAUGAGUUUAUUCACUCUAAGUACACCGUUGCGCGUGAUAUUACUGACCAUCCCAUACAUACGGCGGUGAUUCGUGGGCCUCUCACCCGCAACUUGAACUUGCUGUUCCCCGACGUCGUGGACGAAAUGAAGACCGCCUUCCCAGAGGUUAUGCCAUUACCCACCCAUGAUGGCGAAUGGGUAGCCAUUUCAGUUCGUAACACCAUGGCGUGCAUCGUUUCCCGGGCUAGCAACCGUGUUUUUGUCGGCCUUCCACUAUGCCGUGACCCAAAGUUCUUGGACACUCUCGUCGAAUAUGCACUCUCCGUUUCGAAAGCGAGAGACAUUCUGAAUGUCAUGCCAGGCCGGGUGAGAGGGAUUGUAGGGAACGUCCUGCCUUGGGUAAAGCGCGCAACCCGGCAUGCCUCGGUAUGUAUUCAGCCAAUGGUUCAAGAACGUCUCCAGAGAUUGCAGAACACCGAUGACGAUCAUGGAGACAAGCCGCACGACUACCUUACAUGGCUUAUCGAGGAGACACAGAAGGUGAAGCUGAGCCCCGACUUCGUAGUCCAGGGAAUCUUGGCGUCGAAUUUCUCUGCCGUUCACACGGCGAGCAAUAGCAUCACACACGCGCUAUUUAACCUCGCUGCGCAUACCCAAUACAUGCAGCCACUUCGCGAAGAGGUCGAGGAUAUAAUCAAGGAACAUGGCUGGACGUAUAAUGCCAUCAAAGAGAUGUGGAAGUUAGACAGCUUCAUGAGAGAAUCGCAGCGCCUGUGUGGUGUCACCGGCGUCUCCCUGAUGCGCAAGGUUCUGCUGGAUAUCACUUUGUCCGAUGGCACAUAUAUACCGAAAGGAACUCUCGUUGUCGCUGCGUCCUCCGCGACUCACACCGACAAGACGUACUACGAGAAUGCUGAGGCGUUCGUACCAUUCAGAUUUUACGAUAUGUGCACCGAGAAUGGUACGCUUGGCACACAGUUUGUCAAUACUUCCAAAGACUACCUUGCCUUCGGUCACGGGAAGCAUGCCUGCCCUGGCCGUUUCUUUGUCGCUCACGAGCUCAAAGCAAUGAUGGCGUAUAUCAUUCUUCACUAUGAUGUGAAACUCGAGGACGGUGCUUUGUGGGUCUGGCACGACAUCCCUCCGCCAAGUGCGAAGAUACUCUUCCGCAAACGCCAAUCGGAGGUGGAGUAG
Molecule: messenger RNA, 1533 nt
Organism: Postia placenta MAD-698-R-SB12
Lineage: Eukaryota; Fungi; Basidiomycota; Agaricomycetes; Polyporales; Adustoporiaceae
Exons: 11
Coding region: 1-1533 (510 amino acids)
Molecular function (GO): iron ion binding; oxidoreductase activity, acting on paired donors, with incorporation or reduction of molecular oxygen; monooxygenase activity
Source: RefSeq, a predicted model, not a curated record